Molecule: messenger RNA, 303 nt
Organism: Cinara cedri
Lineage: Eukaryota; Metazoa; Arthropoda; Insecta; Hemiptera; Aphididae
Source: the annotation of a GenBank genome assembly
AUGAAGAUUAGUAUUUUAGGUUUUGCUGAUGAUUUGAAUAUAGUUGGUGACAAUGUAGAGAAUGUGGCACAGAGCACCACAGCUCUCAUUAGCGAAGCAAAAACCAUAGGGCUGAAUUUAAAUGAUAAUAAAACCAAAGUGAUGGAGCUACUACCAGACAACAACCAGGUUGACAAUGUAGUGGUUCAAGAGCAUACAUUUGAAAAAGUACACCAAUUUACAUAUCCGGAGGCCUCUAUCAGUAGUAAUAAUGAUUGGUCCAUCGAAUUAAAUAGUCGAAUCAUUAAGGCAGAAAAGGCAUAA